Salvia miltiorrhiza (redroot sage) is the source of this 2576-nucleotide messenger RNA. RefSeq names its product trifunctional UDP-glucose 4,6-dehydratase/UDP-4-keto-6-deoxy-D-glucose 3,5-epimerase/UDP-4-keto-L-rhamnose-reductase RHM1. The transcript has 3 exons. Gene Ontology annotation, biological process: auxin export across the plasma membrane; UDP-rhamnose biosynthetic process; flavonol biosynthetic process. NCBI's taxonomy places the organism in Eukaryota, Viridiplantae, Streptophyta, Magnoliopsida, Lamiales, Lamiaceae. Gene Ontology annotation, molecular function: UDP-glucose 4,6-dehydratase activity; UDP-L-rhamnose synthase activity; dTDP-glucose 4,6-dehydratase activity. The record is from RefSeq and is a predicted model, not a curated record. The coding region runs from base 315 to 2324 and encodes 669 amino acids.
AUUGUUUCUAUAUAAUAAAACUCAAUUUUGAAAAAAAAAAAAAAAAAAACGAAAAAAGAGAAAAGUAAAAAAUGUAAUUUGCAUGAUCCGCCGAGAUCCUGGGCGUGUGUAUAUAUAGGGGUGGGAAGUUGAUCGACACUCCUCGCUUCUCGCUACUCAAUCCCAUUUCUUGGUCUAAAUCAUUUCCUCUCUCUUUCAUUCAUUACAGUUUCCUCUUGUUUUCAAGAGGGAAUAUUUUGUUUUUUGAAUUCUUUUUCCUUUUUUAUCCUCUGGUGAAUCUGAUCCAAAUAACAGCGAGAUAAUCCCCGGUUAAAAUGUCGACGUUCACGCCCAAGAAUAUCCUAAUUACCGGGGCUGCCGGAUUCAUUGCAUCACAUGUUGCGAAUAGGCUAGUUCGAAACUACCCUGAGUAUAAGAUCAUUGUUCUUGACAAACUCGAUUACUGUUCCAGUCUCAAAAAUCUGAAUCCAUCCAGCUCUUCUCCCAACUUCAAGUUUGUUAAGGGAGACAUUGGUAGUGCUGACCUCGUGAACUACCUUCUCAUCACUGAGAAUAUCGAUACUAUUAUGCAUUUUGCUGCCCAGACUCAUGUUGAUAAUUCAUUCGGCAACAGCUUUGAGUUCACCAAGAACAACAUCUAUGGCACCCAUGUUCUUUUGGAGGCCUGCAAGGUUACUGGUCAGAUCAGGAGGUUUAUCCAUGUCAGCACUGAUGAGGUGUAUGGGGAGACUGAUGAGGAUGCUGUUGUUGGCAACCAUGAGGCCUCGCAGCUGCUUCCCACGAACCCUUACUCAGCAACCAAGGCAGGGGCGGAGAUGCUUGUCAUGGCUUACGGCAGAUCUUAUGGUUUGCCUGUGAUCACCACUCGCGGGAACAAUGUUUAUGGUCCGAAUCAGUUCCCUGAGAAGUUGAUUCCCAAGUUUAUCCUCUUGGCCUUGAGAGGACAGACUCUUCCCAUUCAUGGCGAUGGCUGUAAUGUGCGCAGUUAUCUUUACUGUGAGGAUGUUGCAGAGGCAUUUGAAGUAGUCCUCCACAAGGGAGAAGUGGGCCAUGUCUACAACAUAGGGACGAAGAAGGAGAGGAGGGUCAUCGAUGUUGCCCAAGACAUAUGCAAGCUGUUUAACAAAGAUGCUGACAAGAGCAUUCAGUUUGUGGAGAACAGGCCAUUCAACGAUCAGAGGUAUUUCCUUGACGACGAGAAGCUGAAGCAUUUGGGUUGGUCUGAGAGGACCACUUGGGAAGACGGCUUGAGAAAGACGAUGGAGUGGUACAUCAGCAACCCUGACUGGUGGGGUGAUGUCUCUGGUGCUCUGAUACCUCAUCCUAGAAUGCUGCUGAUGCCUGGUGGUGCGGAAAGAGUUUCUGAGGACUCCGAAUCUGGAUUAUCUGGUAACCCUAACCAGACCAAGAUGUCGGUUCCUUCUGCCAAAAACAGCGCUUCUCCUCCCAAACCAGGAUUCAAGUUCUUGAUCUAUGGUAGGACAGGGUGGAUUGGCGGUUUGCUUGGGAAGUUGUGUGAGAAACAAGGGAUCCCUUACGAAUAUGGAAAGGGGCGUUUACAGGAUCGUGCUUCACUUUUGGCAGAUAUUGCUGCAGUUAAACCUACUCAUGUGUUCAAUGCCGCUGGUGUAACUGGUAGACCCAAUGUUGAUUGGUGUGAAUCUCACAAGACAGAGACAAUCCGUACCAACGUUGUUGGUACAUUGACUCUUGCAGAUGUCUGCAGAGAGCAAGGUCUUCUGGUGAUGAACUAUGCAACUGGUUGUAUAUUCGAGUAUGAUGCUGCACACCCCGAAGGUUCUGGAAUCGGGUUUAAGGAAGAAGACACACCCAAUUUUGCUGGUUCAUACUAUUCUAAGACCAAGGCCAUGGUAGAAGAUCUCUUGAAAGAGUUCGACAACGUAUGCACCCUAAGAGUCCGGAUGCCAAUAUCUUCCGACCUUGAGAAUCCACGCAAUUUCAUCACAAAGAUUUCUCGGUAUAAUAAGGUGGUGAACAUUCCCAACAGCAUGACAGUCUUGGACGAGCUUCUUCCAAUCUCAAUUGAGAUGGCCAAGCGAAACCUCCGGGGCAUAUGGAACUUCACAAACCCUGGCGUCGUCAGCCACAACGAGAUCCUGGAAAUGUACAAGAAGUACAUCAAGCCAGAUUUCAAAUGGAGCAACUUCACACUGGAAGAGCAAGCCAAGGUGAUCGUUGCUGCUAGAAGUAACAACGAGAUGGACGCCUCCAAGCUGAAAAAGGAGUUCCCCGAGCUGCUAUCCAUCAAGGAGUCGUUGAUCAAGUACGUUUUCGAGCCCAACAAGAAAACCUCUGCUGCUUGAGCAUUCUGCAAAUUUGUAUACCUGUGGCCAUACAUUACAUAUUGUAUUAGUUAUUACUACUGCACUUGUUGUUACUCUUAAUUAUAUGUUAGUUUUUCUAGCUAAUAUUUUUAUAUUUUAGAGUGUACAACUCUGAGAUUGGUUAAUUUACAGUUUGAUCAACGCCUUUGGUUUAAGUUGGUCGUGCGUGUUUGUGAGUGUAACAUUCUUCAGCUAUCUUAUUAAAUAAAUGGACGUCCUACCCUUUUCAUA